Molecule: messenger RNA, 1133 nt
Organism: Thamnophis elegans (Western terrestrial garter snake)
Lineage: Eukaryota; Metazoa; Chordata; Lepidosauria; Squamata; Natricidae
Gene: SNU13
Product: small nuclear ribonucleoprotein 13
Exons: 3
Coding region: 120-506 (128 amino acids)
Biological process (GO): mRNA splicing, via spliceosome; ribosome biogenesis; maturation of SSU-rRNA
Cellular component (GO): small-subunit processome; nucleolus; U4/U6 x U5 tri-snRNP complex
Molecular function (GO): RNA binding
Source: RefSeq, a predicted model, not a curated record
CUUCCGGGAGCGCCUCUAUCUUAUGUAGAUGCGCAUUAGUUUACGUUUUUCCUCCGUGAAGCUUUCGGGCCGAGGGGAUCCAGAGCAGAAUCUCCGGCUGAAACUACUACUUAGCACAAAUGACUGAGGCAGAAGUAAAUCCAAAAGCUUACCCUCUUGCUGAUGCUCUGCUCACCAAGACACUAUUGGAUCUUGUACAGCAGUCAUGUAACUACAAACAGUUACGCAAAGGAGCAAAUGAAGCCACUAAAACUUUGAAUAGAGGAAUUGCGGAAUUCAUUGUGAUGGCUGCAGAUGCUGAACCUCUUGAAAUUAUCCUUCAUCUCCCACUACUUUGUGAAGACAAGAAUGUGCCCUAUGUGUUUGUGCGUUCCAAGCAAGCCUUAGGAAGGGCAUGUGGUGUUUCUCGGCCCGUUAUUGCCUGUUCCAUUACUAUCAAAGAAGGCUCACAACUCAAGCCUCAAAUUAAUUCUGUCCAACAAUCUAUUGAAAGACUAUUGGUCUAACUCCGAUAGAAGUAACUCCAAAAACCAAGACUUUAUAUGAAUAUUUUGUUUAACAGCUAUUGUUUUACAAUGUAAGUCAUGCUCUUAUAAGAUGGAUGGCCAUAUAAAUGAUUAAUAAAAGUUUAUUAGGUUUUUGAAUCUAUUAUCUUCAGUCAUAGGUUGUUUAGGCUUUUAAUUGGAGAUUGCUUGUUCUUUUAAGUCAAUAAUUAAUAAUUUGCAGUUACUAGACAGUAAUGAUGCUAACCAUAACCCUAAUCUCAGAUUGCUGAAGUUGGUGAGCAGCUUUCUGAUUUUAAGGAGUAGAAAUACUGCUGCAUGGUCAAAUGUUUUCAACUUGCUUUUUUAUGGAUUUUCAGGGUGGGAAUUGGAGGCUUUCCUGAAAUUCUAUCCUAAAAACACCCUAAUGUUCAGGAAAUGGGUGGAGCUUGCUCUGUCAGAAUUCAGCAAGUUUACCAGUUGUAUUUCAGUGGCGUGACCUCAGGAUGCUUGAGGGCCAAAUGGGGAUGUUCACCUCUACCUGACAGUGUAUUAGAUUGUGUAUCCCUGCUUUAAAUCUACCUGGUGCAAAAAUUCUUCAAUGAGAUUUAAACUAAUUCUUUGAUAAUAAAUAUCUUCAUUUAAAAAUGA